AUGAAGCACAAUGCAGAAGUGGAGGCGUGUGAUCUGCUUAUCGAGAUUGAGCGACUUGAUCUUCUUAUGGAAUAUGUGGUAGAUGUGGAUCAUCAGAAGAGUGCAAAACCGUGGUAUGAUUUGCUCGAAGUAAAAUUCAGCAUUUCUGAGAACAUGAGGCAGAAUGGAAAGCAUGUUCUUCAAAUUAACCCAGAGAAGCGAGUAAUAGUCCUAUUCGCUAUAGGACCCACUAGCGUUUUUGAACAAUUCGUAGAUGUUCAAGUGCAGGAAUUGAAACUUGGCCAAAAAAACGUAUGUCCUCAUGAAGAAGUGGAAAUCGUUACGGUAAAGCAGCCGUGUGUGGAACGGUACACGAAGUAUGUGAGGACGAGAAAGCCGGGCUGUAAUGGCCAGUUCAAGAGCUGUUCAGUGAGAGAGCCGAAGACGAUCUAUUUCCACACAUACAAAAAUGUAAACAGGACAAGGAGGCAUACUGUAGCAGAUUGUUGUCCAGGAUGGAUACAUGUGCCUGGAACAGUUGGAUGUGAACGAGCCAACUGCACUUCCGACCUAUGCCACAACGGCGGAACAUGCAUACCAUUCCGCAAUGGAACUGAGGACAUCUGUGAAUGCGCUGCUGGCUUCACUGGUGCCAAGUGUCAAUAUGGUAUUUUUGUCUUCAAUGGUUUACAGGGCUCUAUAGCUUGCACCCUUCUCAUCCUACUACAUCCAUCCUACUUAUCCUGA
Angiostrongylus costaricensis is the source of this 726-nucleotide messenger RNA. The record is from the annotation of a GenBank genome assembly. NCBI's taxonomy places the organism in Eukaryota, Metazoa, Nematoda, Chromadorea, Rhabditida, Metastrongylidae.